Trichoderma citrinoviride is the source of this 3498-nucleotide messenger RNA. RefSeq lists its product as hypothetical. The transcript has 4 exons. NCBI's taxonomy places the organism in Eukaryota, Fungi, Ascomycota, Sordariomycetes, Hypocreales, Hypocreaceae. The coding region runs from base 1 to 3498 and encodes 1165 amino acids. The record is from RefSeq and is a predicted model, not a curated record. Gene Ontology annotation, molecular function: protein binding; serine-type endopeptidase activity. Gene Ontology annotation, biological process: proteolysis.
AUGGACAUGCCAUUGACCGAAUCCAGAAAUGACCCAAUCCAAAACCUCUAUGGCUCAGCUAAUGGAACGGUCGAGGAUCCCUUGGAGGAGGCUAACCAAGAAGAAGAAGAUGGUCAUGAACAUGACGAUGACGAAGAUGAUGAUGAGUACGAUGAGGAUUCUGACGGCGAGGGUGGGGAUGAUGACGAGGGGUAUGGAGGCGAAGAAGACGGCCAGAUAGAUGGACAUUUCAGUACCGAGAGUGCUGAGGAACGGAUGGAGCGAGAAGAAAGAGAAAAGGCAGAAGAGCUCGCAGAGUGGAAAGAGCAGAAGCUGGCCGUCAUCGAGAACGAAAUAAAGAAGGCAGCUGCGAACGAGAAGCAGCUGGACAAAGACGAUUUUCUCGCCACAUACGGAGAUGCCCUGGACCAUAUAAUGCAAGAGUCACCCAACAAAACAAACGUACUACACAUGCUGGCGAGAAACGCCUUUAAGUCUCCCAGCCAAUUUCCCGGUUGGAUUAUCGACUAUCUUCAUCACAACACCAUCAAAGACCCUCACGGCAAGACGAGUGACAGUCUGUCGAAGUUACUCGCCGACAAGGCACAAACCAACCCCAGUCUCGCGCUGGCAUUUGCUAUACGGUGGGAUAAUGAGCCGUUUAUUCAAGCCAUUCUGUCCAUAGAGAUGCAGCAAGGCGACGAGAGCCUCAGAGACAGCCUCAGAAAUAAUCUCCGAGAGCCGGUCGAUGGGCCGCGCAACUGCAUUCACUGGUCCAUUGAAAAUCUUCCCUCGAAGCUGACAGUACAGCUGAUUGAAAGGGCUACCGGUGAUGAGUGUCUGCUGGCUAGAGAUGGCGGAGGUUAUACGCCUCUGCAUUUAGCUGUCGAAUAUCCCAAGUGCUUGGGGCGGCUAGAGGUAAUCAAGGCUCUCCUCAAGCAUGGGGAGAGAGCCCUUGAUCAAAGGUGCAAAGAGGGUUUAUCAGUAUACAGGUACUAUCAGAAGACCAAGGCCGACUACCGAGCGAAGAUCCAAAAGGAGGCGUCCAGGAAGGCCGCUGAGCCAUCCAAGACCAAGUCGUUACCUGGGCGGACUGGCUCACACUUGAAGCAGGCUAAGGAGAAACAGCAAACUAUCAGGGAAGACUGGAGAGAAAAGGAAAAACGGAACGAUGUGGCAAAGCCUCUGCUUGAUGAUAAAGACAAGAGCCGAAACGGAAUGCGAAACGGAUUCACAGCCGAUGUGGAACUUCGCAACCAAGGAGAGAGCGAAGAGCCGAUCAAGCCCCUCCAGCGAACUCUGACUGGAUCUCAAGAAAUAUCCACGGUCCCCAAGGCAGCAGUGCCAGCAAAUAAGAGAAGGUCAUCCGCCAAAAAGUUGACCAACGGCAAGAAGGUGGCAAUGUCAUCUAAGUCAGCCAAGGAGAAGGAGAGGGUAGAAGAGGAGAUCGAGGACGAGAUAAAGCUCCAGUAUUUUCGAUCUACCUUCAAGCUUCCAAAGGCGGAUCGAGACGUCAAGUCAGCCAACGAAUUUUUAUACGCUCAAGGAAAAGGUCCUUCUUUUCUGGAACAACAUGUUUUCACGACUGUCUACGGCCCCAAAGAAUUCGACCAAACGCUCCAUCACGUGGCAGUAGAUCGCAUUAUCCUCAAACAGACGAAGAACAAGGAGGCUGGGAGAACAGACAUGGAGAUUAUCUUCAAGUUACUCAAGGACAAGGGUGUACGCCACAUCGUCAAAGUGAUUGUAUUCGAUUCCGAAAUGCCGCCCCAUAGCGACGAGUCGAUCGAAAGAUGUCUUCUUGGAUUCAAGUCGAUUGAGAUACUCGACUGGCGAAAGGUCGAUCUGUGCCCCGAGACAAUAUUGAAAGCUUGCCCCAAGGUCGUGGAGCUACACCUUUGGUGGAGUGGUAAUAAUGCCAUUCUAAUAGCUUGGAGUGCUCCGGGUGGCCUGGCCAAGCUUCCGCGCUUAAGAGAAAUUCAUUUACAUCAAACUAAGACAGGUCUCAUUUCUAACGGAGAAGCACAGUGCAUCGAAUCGGCCGAGCGGGACAAACAGAACCUACAGCGUUUCAAAGAGAGGAUCCAAAGAGAUCGCAUAGCGCAACGACCCAAAGAGUAUGGGCCAGAAGAAAGGAAAACCUUGCCACUCUCAGGCCAGAGUUCGACAGUAACUGUCCUGGAUAUGUGGCCCGAUAUAACCGUGGACGAGUCGGACACCAACAACGCGGUCCACGGCCGCUCUACGGUAUCCCAUGGCCAGCAACCGAGCCAAACAGCCGCACGGUAUCGGAGGCGGCGGCAUGAUUGGUUGGACGUUAUGGACAAAUUUGCGGCCGGUAUCGAUCUCAUCGACAUGGAGCGGACUCACCCACCGGAUAUCUUCGGCGAAGAUGUGAGGGUAGCUUUGAUCGAUGACGGCGUCGAGAUAACAAACAAGAAGCUCACAGAUCGCAUCUACAACGGCUGGACGUGCGACACUGGGUACGAGGGCGACGGGCUGGAGGGCAUUCCGAGGCCCUACACCAGCUCCGAGACGCAGCACGGCACCUUCAUGGCAUCGACCAUUUGUCGCAUCUGCCCAAGAGCCAAGAUCUUCGUGUUCCGUCUCGACGUGGUGUCGACACCUGGGGAACGGGCCCAUUUUACUGCCAAGAGUGCGGCAGAUGCCCUCGAGUUAGCCAUCGAUCCCAGUCGAAAGUUUGACAUCAUCUCUAUGUCGUGGACUAUUGUUAAAAACGAGACGAACGCGCAUGACAUCGAAAGGCUCGAUAGAGCUCUGAGAAAAGCGGAUGACAGGAAAUCCUUGCUACUUUUCUGCGCAUCUCCGGACAACGGCGAAAUGGCCGACGCAAAAGCCGAGACUUUCUAUCCUUUUGGCUGCGAGAACGUCAACAGCCUCUUCAAGAUGGCGGCCGCAACUGUUGACGGCAAUCGCGUCUCAAUGGCAGGAUCACGCUUCGAUUACUCCCUCCCGGGCCACGAGGUCGAAGACAGCAGCCAGGGAAUCGGCGAAAUUGCCAGAGAGGCGCUUCAGAAGAAUCGGCAGGCCUCUGAAACCGAGCACAGCGGUCUGAAAACGGGGUCUUCCAUUGCCACGGCUCUUGGAGCUGGCCUGGCGGCGCUUAUCAUUUAUUGCGUCCGGCUCGGCGCCGCGUAUACGCACCGAGUCGACCGUUCUUCGGGCAACCCUGUAAACGCCGAUGCCGAUGCGGGCGUGCUGGGGCGCAAGUCUUUGGAGCUCAUCAAACAGCCAAAACACAUGCGGGAAGUUUUCAAACGCAUGUUGAACAAGAGCAGCUCUAGUGAUCGCUAUGUUGAGGUGUAUGACUAUUUCGGAAUUUUGGCAAACGAGCUCAAGACCCUGGGUCAGCAGAUCGAGGAGCUCAAAGACAGGAUUCAAAACGAAAUGCUUGAAGGAACUGCAGAAAGGGAAAUGGCAGAAAAGGAGCUACAGCAGAAGAAUGACGAACGGAUGGCGAAGAUUACCAAGUUGGCAACGAGAUUCGUCAGCACAUGA